Molecule: messenger RNA, 1711 nt
Organism: Alnus glutinosa
Lineage: Eukaryota; Viridiplantae; Streptophyta; Magnoliopsida; Fagales; Betulaceae
Product: cysteine-rich repeat secretory protein 38-like
Exons: 5
Coding region: 165-1169 (334 amino acids)
Source: RefSeq, a predicted model, not a curated record
CUGUUCGAAGAAAUUACCCUUUUGAUUGAAUUAUUAAAGGACUCCGAGAAUGGAUAUUUCUUUCAGCUCAUAGCCUAAGGUAUAGCAGAAACAGAAACUCCUUCAGCUACCAUAUUGAGAGAUUUGGCCAUUACAAUAGUAUACAAGCCCUCAGAAAGUAAACUAUGAUUUAUUCCCAUAUUGUUCCAAAAGUUAUUCGACCGUUUCUGCUUUAUGUUUUCCUCGCCCUCCUCUGCAAUCUGGCCUAUGCCGAACCCCCGUAUUACAAUUGUUCAGACACUAGUAAUAACUAUGCAGGUAAUUUUACAUUAUUUCAGAACAAUCUCCAAGAUGUCCUCCUUUCUUUAUCCUCGAAUGCUUCUGUUUCCAAAUUCUAUAAUACCUCCAAAGGAAAUGACCCAGAUGGAGUUUACAGUCUUUACAUGUGCUACGACUAUGUUCAAAUUGAAACCUGCCGGCAAUGCAUAACAACCGCUACACAAGACAUUUUGAACCGCUGUCCAAACGCAACUGAAGCAGUUGUCUGGGAGGAGGUAUGCCAGUUGCGCUUCUCCAACAAAAAUUUCUUUGGCCAAUUGAAUGUCACAGGAAACUAUGUUGGCCUGGAUAACAUGAAGAAUAUUCCGGAACCAGAACAGUUCAAAUCUGUUGUGAAGGAGACGUUGACUAAUCUUACUAAGAGGGCAGCUUCCAAUCUUUCAGCUAACAUGUAUGCUACUGGGGAAGUACCCUUUCAAGAUAUGACAAUAUAUGCUCUAGUACAGUGCACCAGAGACUUAUCCGCUGAUCAGUGUAAUUCAUGCCUUCAGAGGGCCAUAACAGAUGUUUUAACUUGCUGCUAUUUCUCUGUUGGUGCAAGACUUCCUAGUCUUAGUUGCUACUUGAGGUAUGAGCUAUAUAACUUUUAUGACGCAUCUGAAGCUCCCAGUUCAACUAAUGGGCAAGAAAGAAGCAGUGGAGGUAAAACAGGGAUGAUGGUAAUCCUUGCAGUUGCAUCAGCAUGCUUGGCGAUAGUACUUUUGGGUUCCUGUAUCUUUUGCCUUAUGAGGAGGAAAAAGGCUAAAAAAUGGGAAAGUGAAAUUAUUAGUCAAGAAGCAAAUAUUGUUGAUCAUUAUAUCUCAAACUUCCAACACACCAAUUUUCAAGGAAGAUAUGAUCCGAACGCUUAGGAAUCCCCUCAUAUUGAUUUGGCAUCUAUACUAGCAGCUACCAACAACUUAUCUGAUUCAAAUAAGCUUGGGGAAGGUGGUUUUGGCCCAGUUUACAAGGGUAUACUCAGUGAUGGAAACGAAGUAGCAGUUAAGAGGCUCUCUUACUGUUCGGAGCAGGGUUUAGAGGAAUUCACAAAUGAGGUUCUACUAAUAAUGAAGCUUCAACACAAAAAUCUUGUCAGGCUACUGGGGUUUUGCACACAGCGAGAAGAAAAGCUGCUAGUUUAUGAAUUCAUGCCCAACAACAGCCUGGAUGUCUCUCUCUUUGAUCCAAGGAGACGUGCACAACUUAAUUGGACCAGACGACUUAAUAUAAUAAGUGGAAUUGCACGAGGAAUUCUUUAUCUUCACGAGGAUUCUCGACUUAGAAUCAUUCAUAGAGAUUUAAAAGCUAGCAAUGUAUUAUUGGACUACGACAUGAAUCCUAAGAUCUCAGACUUUGGAAUGGCAAGGAUCUUUACAGGAAGCGAAGAUAAAGCUAAUACUGCUAAAAUAGUUGG